This is a messenger RNA of Acanthochromis polyacanthus (spiny chromis), 5442 nucleotides long. It is a transcript of the gene e2f1, whose product is annotated as E2F transcription factor 1. The transcript is spliced from 7 exons. NCBI's taxonomy places the organism in Eukaryota, Metazoa, Chordata, Actinopteri, Pomacentridae. The record is from RefSeq and is a predicted model, not a curated record. Gene Ontology annotation, biological process: regulation of transcription by RNA polymerase II; G1/S transition of mitotic cell cycle. Gene Ontology annotation, cellular component: Rb-E2F complex. Gene Ontology annotation, molecular function: protein dimerization activity; DNA-binding transcription factor activity, RNA polymerase II-specific; RNA polymerase II cis-regulatory region sequence-specific DNA binding. Bases 1084 to 2448 code for a protein of 454 amino acids.
GUUUCGCGGCAAAAAAGAUUUCGCGCGAAAACCGUCAGAGGCUUGUUUAGAUGUAGAUCAGCUGGGACAAUAACAACAAUAAGGACUGAUAAAAGGGUCGAGAUGUCGCUUUUCUAAAUGGACUACCACUGGGGUAAGCAUCCAGAGGACUAGCGGCUGCUGUUUUAAACUACAUCCAUGUGUUUUUUGUCGUUUUAUUAGCUUAUAUUUCCAUUUUUGUCCGAGAGCUUCCUGCGUGCCGCAACAAAACGAGGGGACCGAGCGGCUAAUAACUUAGCUAGCAUGCUAAUCUGCCACAUAUUUUAAUGUUCAAGCAUACCGCCGUGUUCUCUGCUGGACUAAUGCUAGCUUUUAUAUACGCAUUGUUUAAGAUGCUUUCGAGUUGUGGCGAUGCCUUUUCUAUUUUAGACAUUUUGUAUUGAUCGCUCACUUCUGUAAGCUGCUAUAAAGUUUUGAUAGCCUCUUAACUUAGCCUCAUCUUAGCUAGAAGGAGGGAUAGUUCAGUUUUACGGCCGCGGAUUGCCCGUAGCGGCCGUUGGGGGUUGUUUAUGAACUUGUUUGUUGUUGGCCGGUGAGCUAGCUGGUUAGCAGGCUGGCAGCUGUCCAUGGCAGGGAGUCCAGGCCUCGGCAGCGCUGCACUGACAGGACAGAUGACAGCACAAUAUUAGCUUGCUCACUUGCUAGCUCGCUGUACUCCACAGUUUAUCAUUUCCAGAGCCAAUUUUCGACUCACAACACAUCAUCGGCUCGACCUUAAGACACACAGUUACUAUGCAUUUAGCUGUGUUACUUCAUUUUCCAAAUUUCCAGUCUGGCAAAGCAUCCUAUCUUACUGUUUCACUCUUUGUCCAAAUUUGAUGUCGCCUGCCGCUGUUUUCACCCAGUUAUAUUGUUAGCACUAGUUUGAUUUGUUUAUGAACAUUCUUGAGAAAUGUUCCCACACAUGCAAAGGACUUUCAGGAGAUUUCACUGCUGUACAGCACAUGUGAGUAGGUGCUGAUACUCUGUCAAACUCCAGCGCCAUAGUUUGAGACCCUUCAACACUCCAGAUUCCAGAGAAGGGGCUCCCUUUGUCACACUGCAAUGUCAGAGACUCUGAUAACAGGGCAGACAUCGGAGGAUCUUCUGGCAGACUUUGAGACUUUGUUAAACUCUGGUGGGAUCAGCCUGGGCGAGGACCACCAGAUAGUGAUCAUCACCAGCCCCAGCAAUGAGGGACUGCACCCAGCAGCAGCCCCAACCAGCACGGGGGAGAUCCUGCUGUUUGCCACCCCGCAGGGCCCCGCAGAUGUGGGGAACCAGGACAAGAGACGACCGGCACUGGGAAGACCUCCGGUAAAGAGGAAGUUGGACCUGGAUAGUGACCAUCAGUAUGUCAGCACCUCUCGACCCUCCAUAGGCCAAGCCCCACCCUCCACACCUGCCCCUCCCAGAGUUCCUCGAACCUCGACGGAGAAGUCUCGGUAUGACACUUCAUUGAACCUGACCACCAAGCGCUUUCUGAACCUGCUGUCCCAGUCGGCCGACGGAGUGGUGGAUCUGAACUGGGCCUCGCAGGUGCUGGAUGUCCAGAAGAGACGCAUCUAUGACAUUACCAAUGUCCUGGAGGGAAUCCAGCUCAUCUCCAAGAAGUCCAAGAACAAUAUUCAGUGGCUUGGUAAUCGGAUUGAUGCAGCACUGGUUUCCCGCCAUAAGGAGCUGCAGAGGGAGGUGUGUGACCUCACAGAGGCUGAGGAACAGCUGGAUGAGCUCAUAUCCAAAUGCAACGUACAGCUCCGACUGCUCACAGAGGACCCACAGAACAAGAAGCUGGGCUAUGUGCACUGCCAGGACUUGAGGCAGUCAUUCGAUUCCCCGGACCAGCUGGUCAUGGUGAUCAGAGCUCCUCCAGAAACCCAGAUGCAAGUUUCAGAACCCAGUGAGGGUUACCAGGUGUCACUUAAAAGCUCGCGAGGUCCAAUUGAUGUCUUCCUCUGUCCAGAAGACAGUUCAGGAGUCUGCAGCCCCGUGACAGGAAGCAGUCCCUCAAAGCCCACUGCUGACCCAUCUUCGGUCCCGCCUCCUACACAGCCCACAGACCAAUCGCAACCCAAAACCUGCACAGCAGCACCGGAAGCAGUUUUGUCAUCGCCUGCAUCCACCUCAUCCACAGUGACAGCAGCGUCUCAGCAGGACCCCUCGUCUCUGGGGUUAGGUGGUGACACAGAAUCAUUGCUGGACGGUGACCCAUUCUCCAGCCUGGGAGAUCUACCAGACUUCGACCUCUCCCCUCUCUCCUCCUCGGACUUCCUGAUUGGUGAGGGUCUCCCUCUCCCAUUGGAUGGUUUCAUCAACCUGUCCCCCCCUCACAGUCACGACUACCACUUUGGCCUGGAAGAUCAUGAAGGCAUCAGCGAACUGUUUGAUUGUGACUUUGGUGACUUAUCGCAAGUUUUGGGGGACGAUUAGAAGAAAAGGAAUAGGAGGAGCCUGUAGGCAAAUCAUUGUCUAUGUAGAACUUCACCUCUAUCCACUGGGGCUUCUGAAGGAGGGCUGAAAAAAAAAAUCAACAUUUUAUAGGCAAGUCUUGUUUCAGAAACACACACGUUUAGUGUUUUAAAUGUUGGGUUUGGGGAACCUUUCCAGUGAUCCGCAAAAUACCACCCCAGCUCAAUAAAUCCCCCCAGAUUGUGCAGCACAUUAUUAGCACUUCUCUUCGGCCAUUUAAAAAUGUCAGACCAAGCCUUGAGCUUUAGAAUAGCUAUUUAAAUUAUUUAUAUAAAUGUUAUUUUGUACCAAGUGAGGUUUUUGCUGUUGUUGAUAAUGUUUUAUUCAAGGGGAUUAUGCAGGUGUUUUUUGUGUGCCGUGUUUGAACUCUUGGGGAUGGUUUCCUUCACAGUGAUGAACAAACAUACUGCAACUCUUAAAGCUGGUUUCAGAAACAACUCAGUCUGAAGCGUUUCUACAAAGGAAGAAGUUUGCAGUGCCGCAGCUUUAGGCUGAAACCAGCGUUAAUAGUAGUACACAUUCAGGGAGGAGGUUUCCAAAAGCAUCUUUGAGCUAUGUGGCAGUUUCACAUAUUUUCAGCAUGUGAUGUCAGCACAAAAAUAAUUUGUGUUAAACACUGGAAUCCUAAAAAAAAACAAAAAAAACUGGAUUGUGUAACUUCCCUGUAAUCAACCAGGACAUCCUGAUCCCCAGCUAGCUUUGCACCAUUUCCCCGUGGAUUAACAAGAGUUUGUUUGCAGUCAGUAAAUUUGAAUUUGUUUUUGUGUGCUGAACACAGACUAAGAUGCUUUUGGCAAGCUAGAACUUUACCUUUCUUUCCAUAAAUGGUAACAUAAAGGCUUACCAGCGCACAUUAGUCAUUAAGAUUGCUCAAAAGUGGCUUUGAAAGAAAAGUCAAGUCUGAAUCGCCUACAUAUGUUUUUUAUCAAUGUGUAGGAAACCAGGCGAGAAUAGACUGCUGCGGUUAUGCUAGCAGGCAAAAACUAAUACUGAAUAUGUUCUCUAUUAGUUAGCUAGGCGUUUAGCCAUAGUCUCAGGUCGGAGCAGAGCAAAGUCUUAAAUCGGGGACCUCGAUGCAAACGUGUAUGAGAGUGUUUUAGAGUUUUGUGUAGGUUCAUAAUAGACUCUUAAAGCUGUGUGUUUUAAAUUUGUCAUUUGACUUUUUAGCUGGGGGUUCAAGUGAGAGAAGAUGUCUGUAGACGGUGGAUGCCAACACCACCCAACUGUUCAUGUCUGGUUCUGAGAACUUGUCCUCACUAACUGUUCACUGGUUGUCAUUAUGGCCAAAUUAAAGCACAUCUGCAUCCUUUCUUUUAGCGGUUGAAUAAGAGCAGAGCAGCGUUGACUUCAGGAAGGAUUCAGUGGAAGUGACGGGCUCUUGAAAGGAAUUCAUAACAGGGACAGCUUAUUGUUCUGUGUCUGGGCUUCAAAUCAAUUCAGAAAGUUGAUGUUCAUGCCUUAAAUCAAUGACUUAUCAGGUAAAGGGUGGUUCAUCUUGUCUCAGCCCCCAGUGAUCAAUUCUUUCUUGUUUCAGCAUCAGGCUUCGUGUUUCUAUGGCUUGACUGUGUGUUUGUAGAAACUACAUUGAUUUUUCAAUUGGAAAAAGCAGCAAUAACAGCCAUUUUUCACUGUCCUGCUACGUGUUGUGUCUUGUUCCAAACGUCCGUGUCACCCCCUUUUUUUUUUUCUCUUAUCCUAAGUUAUGUAAGCUAACAUGUUUGUUUUUUUUGCAUUCCUCAACUAUCAGAUUUUAAUAUGUAUGGGUGCAUGUGUGUUACAAAAAUUUUGUUUAAUUUCAUAUUUAUUAAAAAUGGGGUUUAUUGGAGGGAAAAAAAAAAGGUACAAAAAUGUCCAUUAAUUUUCUGGCAGGAACGGACUUUUCCUUUGUAAAUCUUAAAAAAUGGGCCCUUUAGUGGUGAAAAGAAGUGUUUUCUUUGUAAAUGAGCUUCUUAUUUGUGGCGCAUUUAUAUUUUGCCAUGUUUUUCCUACUAUACCUUAUAAUUUUCUAUCUCAACCUAUCAUUAUCCAUGUGCGGCCUUUGCAUUGAUUCCAAAAAGAAGAGAGCUAAUCUUCAGAAGUACAAUAUUUAGCCAUUUUGAUUGAGCUGACUCUAUUGCAUCAAUUUAGAUUAAAUACCACCUCAUGUUGCAGGCAACAUUGCUAAUCUAAGGUUGUAUAUGUGUUAUUUUUUUCAGCCUCUGGGUGUCACGGACUCACUGAAUGUGUAAAUGUAAAGGCCUUGUAACUACUGUCAUCUUUUGUUUUCUUUUGUCUUCAGCUCUGGAAACCUUCAAAUCCAGCAUAUACCUUCAACAGCAUCUGACAGCCUUUUUACAAGCCAUCAGGCUCCUUUUAUAAUUCAUGUAACAUUCAAAAUAUACCAUAUUUUGUGUCUGUCCAGCUGAUUCUGUUGGUGUUGUUGCCCCUUUGUGUCGUGUGUUGGUUCCCUGCAGGACAAAUGCAAUGCCUUGCUGAGGUAGAAUAUUUCCUUUUGUGUGCCAUCAUGGUGGAAGAAUUUCAUGACUUUUCUUUUCUUUCAUUUAUUUUUUUUGGCGUGUUGUGUGGCAUUUGUGGAGUUUUGUUUGAUGAAUUUGCACCUUCAGUUUAAACUCAAACAAGAAUCUUCUGGAAUUGUAGGACUCAAAGCUUGUGAAAGGAAAUAUUGGGAUUAUCUCAAAUAAUGGAUCAGGGCUGCGUUGACAAUUGAUCUGGGUUUAAUAACACUAUAAAUACAUUCCUUUUAAAAUGUUUUUUUUUCCUUUUAUUGAAGUCGGUUUCUAUUAUGAUUUAAAACAAAACAAGCUGACAUGCCAUAAAACUUCUCUGGUUUACCAGUGUGAGAAUAAAUUUACUCCAGCUCUGAUUCAGUUGCUGUACAAAGCUGAACUAAUUGUGUUUUUCCAAAUAUAUAUUUUUCCUAAAUUCUGGUUUAAUAAAAUACAGGUUGUGAAUGAC